Molecule: messenger RNA, 3365 nt
Organism: Zootermopsis nevadensis
Lineage: Eukaryota; Metazoa; Arthropoda; Insecta; Blattodea; Termopsidae
Source: RefSeq, a predicted model, not a curated record
UGGAGCGAAGUGGUGUGGAGUAGUUUAGUGUUAUUAGCAUAUGUGGAUAUCAGUAUUAGAGUGUUCUAAAUGAUCGUGAUUAACAAGCAAUAUUAUUCUGUUACUGAAAUACUGCAACGAUUGUUUAUAAAACCACCGUGCGGCGGUUUAAUGAGACGAGAAAUGUUGUAAACUUACUUUAUCCGUAACACGUGUUUCUGAACUCCAGUCCUGUGCUUCCGGUUUGAACGAACGUUCUAGAAAUAAUCAAGGCUGAAGCAGAAUAACAUCACAUCGCUGACAUGCGAAGGAGCUAGGAGCUAGCAAACAUUCUGCUGAUAACAACGGUGAAACAGAAGCCUUGGGUCUGUCUAGUGUCUCUGGUAUCAGGAUAACUUGCAGACUCGUGAGCCCAGUAGCAGGAGAUUGCUAACAGAUUCAAAAUUUGGCAAGUCUUCAGUGUCUGAUUGUCACAUGCGCACUGCUGAGGAUUUUACAUAUCACUUCGAGGAUAUUUACCAACUCGAUGAAUUCUUUAUACUCUGAAAGAUUAUGAGACAUGUCAGAAAAUGUAGCACAAACAAAUAUCGUAAGAGUUAUUAGUGAAUGUUUUUUUGUAAAACACAACAUAGUUGAUUUUGUUACGUAUUUUAUGUAAUAAAUUAAAUUACAUAUUUGAAACUCCAACCCUCAAGACAACUGAGUAUUCAUGUUCAGAAACUGAAAAUGUGAAGUGACGGACAGACAAUGUAGUCUGCUUCAAAGUGUACAGCAGCCGAACUGCAAAACAAAGCAAACUUUUUUAAAUGUAUUUGCGAGUGAUAUGCUAAAAGUGAUAUUCGUGUCAGAAUAUCAGGAUUAUAGAUAGGCUUAUAGGUAUAGGUUAAUAUUACGAAUCUCAUUAAAAAUGUAUAAUGGCUUACCAACACAGUAAAAUCGUGAAUUUGCAAGUGAAAUUUUGAAAGUGAUUUCAGUGUUAGGAUCUCCGGAUUUAAGAUGAGUGACUUUGACGGUGUUACGAUGGAUAAUAUUGAGGAAAACAGUCUGAAAGGAUUUGCAGACAACACGAGCGUGCACAAAGAAGUGGAAUGCUUGUUGAAAGGACUGGAGUCUGAUGACAGCGGCGAAGGAGGGUCGAUCUUCUGUCCACCCUCUUACGACACACUCCUCUGCUGGCCGGAGACACAGGCUGGCACGCUAGCAACCCUGCCGUGUUUUGAAGAACUGAAUGGCAUUAAGUACGACACAAAUCAGAACGCCAGCAGGUUCUGUCACAGCAACGGCGAAUGGGACAAUUACACGAAUUACAGGACGUGUAUCGAUGUGCCGCUGGAAGGGCAGACCGAGACUGGGGUAGAGAUGGCGACAACCUUAUACUUCAUCGGCUACUCCAUUUCCCUCGUCGCACUCGGCAUAGCAGUCUGGAUUUUUCUCUAUUUCAAGGAUCUCCGAUGUCUGAGGAACACAAUCCAUACUAACCUCAUGUCCACAUACAUGCUGGCGGACUUAUUCUGGAUUCUCACGCUGACCCUCCAGAUAUCGGUGCAGGAAGACACCACUUCAUGCGUCGUCCUUGUUGUUCUGUUGCAUUACUUCCAUCUCACCAACUUUUUUUGGAUGUUCGUAGAAGGCCUGUAUCUCUACAUGCUGGUGGUGGAGACGUUCACAGGAGAAAAUAUAAAACUGCGAGUUUACGUUAUCAUUGGCUGGGGAGCUCCUGUGUUUAUCGUCAUCUUGUGGGCGAUUGUCAAGAGCUUUGCGCCCGCGCCAACUGAACCACAAGUACCAACCAUAGACCCUGGAAUUCUGCGUAACUGCCCGUGGUGGAGUCCCCAUGCGUAUGACUGGAUUUACCAAGGGCCGGCCAUGGGAGUCCUGGCAGUCAACUCUGUCUUCCUCAUCCUGAUUAUGUGGGUUUUGAUUACUAAGUUGCGGGCGACCAACAACGCCGAGACCCAGCAGUACCGCAAAGCCACGAAGGCUCUGCUGGUCUUGAUCCCUCUCCUUGGUAUCACCUACAUUCUCGUCAUUAAAUCUCCCGAAGAGAACGCAGUAUUUUGGAGAGUAAUUUUGUGUGUAUUGUUUGUUCAACAGGGUUUUACCAUAGCACUCUUUUAUUGUUUCCUGAACACGGAAGUCCAGAAUACUGUGCGCCAUCACCUGGAACGCUGGAAGACGGCCCGGAGUUUGGGUGGGAACCGACGUUACACGUAUAGCAGCAAAGACUGGUCCCCUCGCUCCAGAACGGAAAGCAUUCGUUACAGCCCGAUUCGAGAAGUCCUGGCCCAACAGCGUGAGUUCUAUCGUUCACCGUACCUGACCUUCACGUUCGAUGAACCACAAAAUGAUCUCUCUGUAUGUCAGCGGCAAUGUGUAGGACUUCGUGUCUACUCCAGUUCUAGCAGACCCGAGGACCUGCGGCGUCGCUUGCAGAAUCCGGUGCUGGACAGCUGCCUUUACUAUCACGACAGUUCCCUCUGCGAACAAACCAGCGCAAGCAUACUGCACAGAAACUGUAAUAGAAAACUAUCGCGCAUAGUUGAUUCAACUUCGAAAUUUCUUCACUCGCCGUGACGUCGCGGCAACUUCUCCGGCACCUUAGUCAUGCAGGUGGCCUGUUCAACCAUAAUCAGGCGAACUAUCGCCUUGAAUCGUUUCAUAAAAGUAUUUUACUGCUGUAAAUAUUUUUCAAUUUGAUUAUAAAAGUCAGUAUUUUCAUAAAUUGAUAAUCAAUAAUUUUUCCGAAGUAAAAAAGAGAAUUAAAUAAUUUCUUUACUCAGUGUAAUGCCCCAGUGCUUCUGUAACACAGAAGAAACUGCCUUCUAUAGCCAUCAGUUUUAUGUCCAAAACCACACACACACACACACACACACACACACAAUGGCUGUUAAUAGCGAAGGCGUUGUUGAAAUCUUCCAAUUUAAGUUAUACUAUUUUUAAAGUUUCCGUCUGUUAAUGUGGUGUAGUUUGAGAUAUAUGACUCGAAGUGGCCCAGUAGUGGGCGCUUGUAAACACGGUAAUGAACGAAGUUCUUAAAACACGUCGAAUAUGUUGAUCUGUUCACUAAAACACUUCGAAGACAUCCGUGCCAUGGAAUUAGUUGGGCAGUUAAAUGGGUAGCUAAGUGCUUAGUUUUAUGUACUGCAACACUUAUUGUACAAUAAGGCUUAAAAAAUUAUAUAUUCACCUGAACAUCAUUUAUGUGUUGUAUCGGGUUGAUUGACCAAAAUUAAAUUCGAAAGAAACAUGAUAAUGUACUCCCUAGUAUAAAAUAUAAUAGUAUAAAUCGGUUAAUUACUCUCAGAAAUGAAAUUGUAAAUUGAAAUACAGACAUACGAUUGUCACUAUACGUUACUUUAAUACAUGUUUGCGAGUGAUUCAUAAAA